AUGUUUGCUGUUCCAGGAUGGUCCGUUUCGAGUUCUGCUCUAAAGCAGCAGACUGACCCUGCAUUGAAAUCCCAGAGUCAGUCCCAAGAGGGCCAAGGGGCGCAGGAAUCUCAUGGCAAAUCGAACAAGCGGAAGCGAGGCAAUGAUAAUGUCACCAAGGCCAAUGUUGAUGCAAUGUACCGUCGGCAUAUCGAAGGGCAGAAAGGCACUCCGAAAUCGCAGAAGCAGGGCGCAAACAAUACCGUGAAAGCUGAGAAGAAACAGAAGAAAGAUCACAAGUCACAGGUUGGAGAAGCCUCUGUUGCAGAGAAGCAAUCAGCGCCUGACCGCCAGCCCAAGAAAGAGAAUGCGAAGGCUCUACCCGGUGCAUCGAGCAGUGUUCAAGAUAAUGGAUCUAAGCAGAGCAAGACGGACAAGAAGAACAAACAAAAGAACAAGAAAAAGGAUCAGCAGCAACAGGAAGACAAACAAGUAGCCACCCAGGGAGGUGAAUCUGCUCUCCCUGCUGCUCCACCGAAGACGGAAGCAAUUCUUACGCCUCUUCAGCAGGCGAUGCGGCAGAAAUUGAUUUCCUCCCGUUUCCGCCAUCUUAACGAGACGCUGUACACUACGCCAUCGUCCAAAGCCCUCGAGCUGUUCACUUCCAACCCCGAGCUCUUUGAUGAGUAUCAUGCCGGUUUCUCCCGCCAGGUCAAAGAGUCGUGGCCUUCCAAUCCCGUUGAUGGUUAUACCGCAGCUAUCCGCAAGAGAGCAGGUGUACCAUCUGGCAAGAGAGGAAAUCAGUCAGAUAAUAAGAAACGCACCCAGGCUCUGCCUCUUCCUCGGAGACCUAACGGUCUCUGCACCAUUGCUGAUCUCGGCUGCGGUGAUGCGGCCCUCGCACGCAUUCUAACUCCCUCCGCCAAGAAGCUGAACCUGAAGCUGCUCAGCUACGACUUGCAUGCCCCCGAAGGCUCGCUCAUCACUAAGGCAGAUAUCUCCAACCUACCAAUCGCCGAUGGCUCAGUCGAUCUGGCCAUCUUCUGUCUCAGUCUGAUGGGUACCAACUGGGUGUCGUUUGUGGAAGAGGCAUGGCGGGUCCUUCGCAGCGAUGGUAAAGGUGAAUGCUGGGUUAGUGAAGUUAAGAGUCGAUUCGGGAAGGUGACUCGCAAGAAGGCGCAGAUUGGUGCGCGGAAACCACUCAGCAAGUCAGAAAAGAAGAAGCUGAAGAAGAAGAACGGGGGUGACGAUGAUCCUGGCUCGAACGUUGACGACGAGGAGAUCUAUGCGGAGGACGCUCGUCAGGCCAAUGAUGAUGAGACUGAUAUCUCGGCUUUUGUUGAAGUGUUCCGUACACGGGGCUUUGUCCUCAAACCCGAGUCGGUUGACAAGUCGAACAAGAUGUUUGUGAAGAUGGAGUUCGUCAAACAAGGUGCCCCAAUGAAAGGCAAGCAUGUCAAGGCCAUUGCGCCAGCGGCAGGUGGUGCCGGCAAGAAGAGAUUCAUCGAUAAGACCGCUGAUGCUGGUGCCGGCAUGUCUCCUGAAGAAGAGGCCCGCGUCCUUAAACCCUGUGUUUAUAAGAUUCGAUAG
Messenger RNA from Aspergillus clavatus NRRL 1, 1569 nucleotides. Its product is annotated as rRNA processing protein RRP8. Gene Ontology annotation, biological process: rRNA methylation; ribosomal large subunit biogenesis. The transcript has a single exon. The record is from RefSeq and is a predicted model, not a curated record. The coding region runs from base 1 to 1569 and encodes 522 amino acids. Lineage: Eukaryota; Fungi; Ascomycota; Eurotiomycetes; Eurotiales; Aspergillaceae. Gene Ontology annotation, cellular component: nucleolus. Gene Ontology annotation, molecular function: rRNA (adenine) methyltransferase activity.